CCUCGGGCUCGGGCUCGGGGCUGGCGCCGCGGAGCUCCGCCCCGGCCCGGCCCCGCCGACAGCAGGGAGGAAACGGGCUGCUGUGCUCCGGAAGGUGAACGUGCCGGUGGUGCGGCCCGCGGAGCCGGAGCCAUGGCUGCCGAGGGCCCGGCGCGGAGCUUGCAGAAGCAGGUGACGUGCUCCGUGUGUCCGGACUGCGCUGCGGAUCCGGGGGCUCCCGGCUGCGGGAACAGCCGCUGCCAGGCCUGCACGGGGGAGCCGGAGCCGGAGCCGCACGUCCUGUGCCCGCAGUGCCGGGCAGCCGCCCCGCAGAGACCCCUCCGGCCGAAGAGGCAGCUGGGCGACGUGCUGGAGCUGGUGAAGCGGCUGCGGCUGCCGGCGGCGAGCGGGCCCGGGGGGCAGCGCGUGUGCGAGAGGCACCAGGAGGCCCUGACGCUCUUCUGCCGGGAGGACGAAGCCCCCAUGUGCGCGGGGUGCGGGGAGUCCCGGGCGCACGCCGCUCACACCGUGGUUCCCAUGGAGGAGGCUGCCCAGGACUACAGGGAGAAAAUCCAGAGCUGCCUGGAGCACCUGAAGGACCAGAGAGAGGAGCUGCAGAGCUUGAAAUGCACCUGGGAGCAGGAGAGCGAAAGGCUCCUGAGGCAGACAGAGCUGGAGAGGCAGCUGGUGGUGUCCGAGUGCGAGGAGCUGCGCCAGCUCCUGGCUGAGCAGAAGCACCUCUUGCUCACCCGGCUGGAAGAGCUGAACACAGAGAUUGUGAGGAGGAGGGAGGAAAAUGCCACUCGCCUGUGCAAAGAGACUGCCCGCCUCAGCGCCCUGAUCACAGAGCUGGAGGAGAAGUGUCAUCAGCUGGGGCCUGAGCGCCUACAGGGUGUCAGAAGUGCUGUGACCAGGGGCGAGGAGGUGACACCUCUGCAUCCAGCCCCCAAGUUUCCUGAGCAGAAGAGAAUCCAGAAUUUCUGUGGAGAGAAGAAGCUGCAGGAGGCUCAGACGGGAUUCCUGGUGAAUGUGACUCUGGACCCAGACACAGCAAAUCCCAACCUUGUCCUGUCAGAGGAUCGGAAAUGUGUGAGACAUGGAGACACCCGACAGGAUCUGCCUGACAACCCUGAGAGAUUUGAUCCUUGUGUCUUUGUCCUAGGCUCUCAGAGGUUCACAGGCGGGAGGCACUACUGGGAGGUGGAGGUGGGAGACAAAACAGACUGGGCUCUGGGGGUGUGCAGGGAGUCUGUGCGGAAGAAGGGGCAAGUCACAUUUACACCUGGCAAUGGGUACUGGACCGUGUGGCUGUGGGAUGGAGCUUACAAGGCCCUCACCUCCCCAACGGCCCCCUUCCCUGUGCGUGUGCAGCCCAGGCAGGUGGGGGUUUUCCUGGACUACGAGGCGGGUGAGGUCUCAUUUUACAAUGUGACUGACAGGUCCCAUCUCUUCACUUUCACUGACACCUUCUCCGGGACCCUGCGCCCUUUGUUCUGCCCUGGUAUCAAUGCUGGGGGCACCAAUGCAGCUCCCCUGACCCUGUAUUCAGUCCCAACCCAGCCCUGAGGGAAUCCCUGUCACUGCCAUGACACGUGUGGCACAGACUGUCCCCUCCCCAUGCCACCCAACUGCCUCGGGGGGCGGCCCUGAGGUGGGAGUGGGGCAGAGGCUGGGGUCUCCCAGUCUUCUGGUCCCUUAUACCUCCCUGUGCCCCAGGGUUCAGCUCCCAGUUCUCACACUCUCAGUGCCACUGACUGGAAGGGACUAUCUCCAAAUCCUAACAUUUCACUUGCACAUCCCUAGGGAUCUGGGUUUUCCAUUUCCCCUGGAAAAACAGUAAAACAUGGAUUUUCCCCAUUACCAGACUAAAAUGUGGAUUUCUCAUUUUUGCAAAAUCCAAGGGUUUCCCUGCUGUUUUGCAAAGAGCUCUCUGCAGGCCGGCGGAGUUCCAGCCUGCAAGGGGCUGAGAGGGAGUGGGAGGAGGAGGGAUAUGCAUGGGCGCCAGUGCAUGUAUAUGCACAUGGCCCCAGGCAGCCUGAAGAGCAGCUCCCACAGGUAAGUGGGGGGGAUUGAGGCCCCCAUAGGGAGGGAGGGAGUUGGACAGGGCUCGGGCUGCUGCCUAGGCAGUGUGUGGGGCUUGGGGCCCAGAACCACAGUGUGUGGCCGCAGGGCCCCAGCGGGGAAGGAGAUGGAGCUGCAGGUGGCUUGUUCAGAGGGCAUGGGGGUGUGAUUGGCUCCCUGAAGCUGUGUACACUCCCAGGGGUAAGGGGGUACAUGCUCCCCAGAUCUGUGCGUGGGAUGUGGACAGGCACAGGCCACUGCAGACACAGGUUCAGGCUCCUACCCUUCUGCCCUCCCACAGGGCCUCCACACCCAGCGGGUGCAACUCAGCACAGUAGGGCACAGGGAGGCCACACAGGAAGCUGCUUUCUGCUGCAAGCUCUGUGCUGCCCUGGUGAUGUGCCCCCUGCACACAGGGCAGCAGUGGGGGGCAGUGGCAUGGGAUUCUUCCCCUUGCUGCUGCCCUGUGCACAGAGGACGUGGCAGCAAGCAGCUCUCCUGCACGGGCUCACUGUGCCCUGCUGUGCCAGGUUGCACCCACCGGGCUGCAGAGGGCCUGGGGGAGGGAAGCAGGGCCGGAGCCUAAGCCCUGCCCACAGAUGUGGGGGGUGCAGAUCCCCCCGGCCCCCUAGAGUGCUCAGCGGGGGGAGCCAGGCGCCCCAAACCCGCAGCAGGGGGGGAGCUAGGCUGCACUCCCUGCAGUAGCCACCACCUUCUGCAGGGAGCUGCAGACACAGGUUCCUGGCCCCAUAGUCCUGGCAGCUGAAGGGCCCCUCCAGCAGGGCUGGGGGGGCAGGGGGCUGUGUGGGGGGGUCGAGGGGCACCAGCAGGGCUUGGGGUGCAGUGAGGGGCACCAGCAGGGCUAGGGGACUGUGGGGAGGAGUGAGAGGCAUGAGCAGGUCUGGGGGGCUGCAGAGGUCAGUGAGGGACACCAGCAGGGCCCAGAAGGGUUGUGGGGGGAGAGUAAGGGUGUCAAGCAGGGAUGGCGGGGAUUGUGGGGGGUGAGGGCCACUAGCAGGGCCGAGGGCAUGCGCUGUGUGAGGCCUUUCAUUUUAAUUACAGAUUUUGGGGGUUUUGUCAGGUAAUUUGCAAUUUUUUAUGAGAGAAUUUGUGAUUGUUAUUAACAAGGAAAACCAGGAUCCCUGUAUACCAGUGCAGUCCCCAUGGUUUUAUUACUGUGUUACUUUGGAGGCCCCUCCCAGCACUGUCCUCUCCCCCAUCCCCUCUUCCCUAUGUAUAUUAAAUAUACUCUAGCAAACCA
Alligator mississippiensis (American alligator) is the source of this 3301-nucleotide messenger RNA. Its product is annotated as E3 ubiquitin-protein ligase TRIM39. Bases 133 to 1545 code for a protein of 470 amino acids. NCBI's taxonomy places the organism in Eukaryota, Metazoa, Chordata, Crocodylia, Alligatoridae. Gene Ontology annotation, molecular function: protein binding; zinc ion binding. The record is from RefSeq and is a predicted model, not a curated record. The transcript has 6 exons.